Molecule: messenger RNA, 395 nt
Organism: Nezara viridula (southern green stink bug)
Lineage: Eukaryota; Metazoa; Arthropoda; Insecta; Hemiptera; Pentatomidae
Source: the annotation of a GenBank genome assembly
AUGAUGAGCCCGUUUGUGUUUCGAAUGAUAUGCGUCCUAUCUGCAGCUAUUAAUAACGCACCAAUUAGGCCUGCGGUGGAAUGGAUUGUAACGUAUGGACACUCCAUUGCGGUAAUGGAUUGCAUCGAGAUAAAUAGUGUCCUAAUUAUUAACCCGUUGGAUAAUAAAUUUCGCCAUGGCUGGAUGGAUCAAGAACAAUCCCCCGGAUAUCCCGAGGUCCAAGAGAACCCCCAGAGGACGACAGUACCACGGCCCAGAGGACACUCCUCUCCCCCUCCCCCCGAACACUAACGACCUAAAGAGGAUACGAUUCCUUACUGAUUAAAUUCCUGCCGAUUUCCUUGGAAGCUCUUUAAUGAAAUAAUUCCCCAGGUUGCCCCCUUUCUCUUUCAACC